This is a messenger RNA of Rhizoctonia solani, 1365 nucleotides long. RefSeq names its product translation initiation factor eIF-2B beta subunit. Gene Ontology annotation, molecular function: guanyl-nucleotide exchange factor activity; translation initiation factor activity. The transcript is spliced from 6 exons. Gene Ontology annotation, biological process: translational initiation. The coding region runs from base 1 to 1365 and encodes 454 amino acids. NCBI's taxonomy places the organism in Eukaryota, Fungi, Basidiomycota, Agaricomycetes, Cantharellales, Ceratobasidiaceae. The record is from RefSeq and is a predicted model, not a curated record. Gene Ontology annotation, cellular component: eukaryotic translation initiation factor 2B complex.
AUGUCUGGCGUUCCGGUUAAACCAGAGAAUGGCCAAAGCUCUGAAAUCAAACGUCCUGGAGUAGCGCCACUAAUGCAGGCUCCCUCACUUCACAAUAUUGUAGAGAACGAGCCCGUCCCUCCGACAAGGUUCGAUAUUCAUGAAGCCUAUACCCGGAUCCUCAACAGUGAAGACCAAAUGCCAAUGCCAUUGGCAGCAAUUCUGGCACUCACAGAGCUCAUAGGGCAUUCGAAUGCUUCGACAAUGCAGCAGUUACUAGAGUCUCUCCAACGAGGUGCUGCUAUCUUGAAGAGUCGAUCCUCCAACCCUUUGAGUUUGACCGCAGGAUGCGAUCUUUUUAUCCGAUAUGUUACGUCCCUCCCCCAGGACACAUCAGCAACAAGAUCUUUUGAAGAUCACAAGGAAGAACUAGUAAAACAAGGGCGAAAGUAUGCUCAAACGACUGCCGCUACAUGCAGAGAUACAAUCGCUCAGCAUACUUUAGGGGUUAUCAAGGACGACUCCAUCAUAUUAACUCACUCGUAUUCGCGAGUUGUAAUGCACGCGCUGCUAUAUGCACACAGACAACGACGCAUAUCGGUAUACGUAACGGAAGCUCGCCCGAGAGGACUAGGGAUGAAGACUUACGAAGCAUUGACUGCAGCGGGGGUACCAUGCACUGUCGUAUUGGAUUCAGCCGUGGCCUAUGUCAUGGACAAAGUCGAUCUUGUCCUCGUAGGAUCAGAGGCGGUCGUCGAAUCAGGUGGCCUGAUUAAUGCGGUUGGAUCGUACCAAGCCGCUUUAAUAGCCAAAGCUUCUAAAGUGCCCUUUUAUGCACUGGCUGAAAGCUACAAAUUCCUUCGCCUGUUCCCACUGUCCCAGCACGACUUACCGUAUGUUGGAGGCAUCGACCGGGAAUCAUUGGCGUUUGGUUCACCAACAAGGUCAAAGUUCCGUCCGGGUCCUACCGAAAGCCAAAAAGAGAAAGAAAAUAAACUUGUGUAUCAAGCGUUUGCACGCCCGCUGAUCAGCAACUACGAUCCUCCCGUCCAGGGGCGGUCUAUCCUUCCCUUGCCAGCCCACCGCAGGACACCUUCACGAGAACAGCCACUACCUGAGCACCUCGUACCGCCGACUCCUUCAGUUAGUUUACCAGCCACUCCUUCUAUGAGUCGUAAUCCUUCGAUGAAAAAUUUCUUUGACGCCUCGACGCCUACCUCUGCCAAAGGACCUCAUGCGGUUGCGACGAUGACCAAGGAACAGCUGGCUAAAAAUCCCGAAGUGGACUAUACGACUCCGGAUCUCAUCACCUUGGUAUUUACCGACGUUGGCAUUCUAACUCCUGAAGGGGUCAGUCAGUUCUUGGUUGGAAUAUAUGCUGAUUAG